This is a messenger RNA of Halteromyces radiatus, 677 nucleotides long. Its product is annotated as CybS-domain-containing protein. Gene Ontology annotation, cellular component: mitochondrial envelope; membrane. The coding region runs from base 94 to 546 and encodes 150 amino acids. The transcript is spliced from 4 exons. NCBI's taxonomy places the organism in Eukaryota, Fungi, Mucoromycota, Mucoromycetes, Mucorales, Cunninghamellaceae. Gene Ontology annotation, biological process: mitochondrial electron transport, succinate to ubiquinone; tricarboxylic acid cycle. Gene Ontology annotation, molecular function: ubiquinone binding; heme binding. The record is from RefSeq and is a predicted model, not a curated record.
GCUAACUCUUUUUUUGUUCCUCACUUUUUCUCCAUUCACAACCCUUCUCCCCACUCUUCUUUUUUUUUUUUUCUUUUUUUAUAUUAUAUUAUAAUGUCUCUUCGUCUUGCAACCCCUACUCUUCGUUCCACUGCUCGUCUUCUGACUCGUCAACAACCUAUGGGUUUGGUCAAGAUCCAUUCUUCUGUUCCUUCUCAAGUCAAUGCUGUUACUACUCCUCCUACCGAUCGUCUUCAUGGAUCUUACCAUUGGGAUAUUGAACGUGGUGUAAGUUUAGCUUUGGUCCCUAUUAUUGGUGCUCAACUUACUAUGGGUGCUUCUCCUGUCACUGAUACCCUUCUUGGUGUUGUCUUGCCUCUUCAUUUACAUAUUGGGUUCGAUGCUUGUAUUACUGAUUACUUCAAUUCUCGCAAGGCUCCUAUUCUUGGUAAAGUGAUGACCGCUACUUUGUACGCUUCCACUGCCGCCACUCUUGUUGGUUGCUACCAAUUCAACACAAACGACAUUGGUAUUACUGAAUUCCUUGCUCGUGUAUGGACUGCUUAGAUAUAUCUCUUUUAUUAUUAUUAUUCUUGAACGUUGGGUCGAGUUGGAUGGUCGUUGAAAUAAAAAAUCUUUUUUUUUUUUACUCGAUUGUCUUUAUCAUUGUUAAAUAAAAUCUGUUUUUUUCCUUGUUA